This is a messenger RNA of Papaver somniferum (opium poppy), 1234 nucleotides long. Its product is annotated as proteasome subunit alpha type-2-like. Gene Ontology annotation, cellular component: proteasome core complex, alpha-subunit complex; proteasome core complex. Gene Ontology annotation, biological process: ubiquitin-dependent protein catabolic process. The record is from RefSeq and is a predicted model, not a curated record. The transcript is spliced from 11 exons. Bases 131 to 838 code for a protein of 235 amino acids. Lineage: Eukaryota; Viridiplantae; Streptophyta; Magnoliopsida; Ranunculales; Papaveraceae.
CUGGGCUUUAGUAGAAGUAGUUGUUUUGAUUGUCUCUGUUUUCUUGGGAGAGAGGAUUCCAGUUCCCUUAUAAAGCUUCAAUUUUUUUCAUCGUUCAAACUCAAACUCAACAUCUCUCUGUAGAAUCGCCAUGGGAGACAGUCAAUAUUCAUUCUCUCUUACUACAUUCAGUCCGUCAGGAAAGCUUGUUCAGAUUGAAUAUGCAUUAAUGGCAGUUGGAUCUGGUCAGACUUCUCUGGGUAUUAAAGCUGCUAAUGGUGUUGUAAUUGCAACCGAAAAGAAGUUACCAUCGAUCUUAGUUGAUGAAACCUCUGUUCAAAAGAUUCAGUCUUUAACAAAUAAUAUUGGAGUUGUAUACAGUGGCAUGGGCCCUGAUUCUCGAGUUUUGGUUAGAAAAAGUAGGAAACAGGCCCAGACAUAUUACAGAUUAUACAAAGAAACCAUCCCUGUCACGCAGCUUGUCAGAGAAAUUGCAGCAGUUAUGCAGGAGUUCACUCAAUCUGGUGGGGUGAGGCCUUUCGGUGUUUCUUUGUUGGUGGCUGGCUUUGAUGAUAAUGGUCCUCAAUUGUAUCAGGUGGACCCGUCAGGUUCCUACUUCUCAUGGAAGGCUUCGGCAAUGGGUAAAAAUGUGUCGAAUGCAAAGACAUUUCUUGAGAAGAGGUACACUGAGGAUAUGGAGCUUGAUGAUGCUAUCCACACAGCUAUUUUGACGCUGAAGGAAGGUUUUGAAGGGCAAAUUUCUAGCAAAAACAUUGAGAUCGGGAUAAUUGGUGCAGACAAAAUUUUCAGAGUACUCACCCCAGCAGAAAUUGAUGAUUUCUUGGCGGAAGUGGAGUAAUAGCUGGUUUCAAACCGUGUUCAAGUAGAUGCUUGUUUUGACUGAGAUUGGGGAUUAAUCAGUUCUGUUACACAGAUAUUAUUGCUUCGAGGUACUUAUUCUUUGUUUCCAGAGAACAAGUUUCUGAAAGAAAAAACAUUGGAUUGAUGGAGAGACAAGUGUUCGGGUUCGGUCAAAUUAUAUUUUAUUCUUAGCUGUUGUAAAAUUGUGUCACAUUGCCAGGGUAGAAUACAAGUACAUGUUAGCUUUUUUAUAAUUUACGCAACAAAUCGUGAUUAGCUUAAUUUUCUACUAUAUCUGAAUUACAGUUAGAAGCUGAAAUUCUGACAUAUCACACAUGAAACAAGUACUUAUUACUGGUAGUAAUAAAAUAAAACGAACAAGUACUUAUUAUUA